Messenger RNA from Dinoponera quadriceps, 2878 nucleotides. RefSeq names its product glycosaminoglycan xylosylkinase. NCBI's taxonomy places the organism in Eukaryota, Metazoa, Arthropoda, Insecta, Hymenoptera, Formicidae. Gene Ontology annotation, biological process: protein phosphorylation. The coding region runs from base 714 to 2198 and encodes 494 amino acids. Gene Ontology annotation, cellular component: Golgi apparatus. Gene Ontology annotation, molecular function: phosphotransferase activity, alcohol group as acceptor. The transcript is spliced from 7 exons. The record is from RefSeq and is a predicted model, not a curated record.
CGGAAGGAAGAAUGAAAGAAAGAUACGAUAGAUGAGUUUUGCUUCAUCUUCGUGUGCGAAGCGCCAUGUUUAAGAAAAACAUGCGUGCAUAAACUACGACGCCGAUGUUCACGAAUUUCCUCAGUGGGUAACGCGCAAUGUCAUCGACGAGGUAAAGGUCUCCCGAGUUAAUAAAUAAGAAAAAGUGUCGUCACUAAAGCUGUGUGUCGCAUUGGUCGCAAUACCUGUUACGAGGAAUUUCGCAUUGGCUAUAAACGCAGACCAGUUGGUCCCAAGUUGUCAAGUUGAGUCUGCCUGAUCGUUUCUUUAAAAAGUACGGUGAAACGCUACCGAUUUCAACUGCGGGCAUGGCCGCUUUUAGGCUUCUCUUUGACACUAGCAAAACGGUUCGUCGAAUGAUGAGGAAGAUACGCGUCGCCAGGUGACAGCAGACGUCAUAGUCAAUCGCUGCGGGGUGAGCAAUGUUUCGAUAUAUAACGUAAUCACCGAUAUUCGUUAUAACGAAUAAAUUAAGUUUUUCCGGCAUCAAUCGAUUUCUCGCGUAUCAGACUGUAGCUGUGCAAUUACUAUCGGACACUGGGAAGGAUACUGUUAAUUUUAUAACAGAUUAUAUCCGAUGCCUCUUUCCUUGCCUGGCACCUUUGUACGAUGCACAAUGUAUGACGCAUAGUAUAAUAAUUGAAAGUCUAACAUAGGACCUGCAAGAAUCAUAAAUGAUUGGCCGACGUUGCGCUCUUUUUGCCCUCGGCACUUUGCUGAUCCUGGUUCUUGGUGUGAAUAUAUACUUUAUUCGGACGAUUGUCGAGAGUUCUUCGCAAAAGACUUAUUCCAAGGACCUACCAGUGUCUGUACCAAAGGCCAAACAGGAUCUUUCUACAUCUUCACAGCCUAUUGAGAGAAACUCACAAUUGCGAUCAAGAUCCAUUGCCAAAAAUAUGAACGAGAGGAUCAAAGAAGAAAUUCGUACAUUACCGUCCAAAUACUUCAAGCAGAACACUAGCUAUAGCCUUGUCUUGGAGCGACUAAUGACUGAACUAAAAAUAAUGCCAAGUGUCCGGGGAGAUAUUUGGAAUAUUCCAAAUAACAAUUGGCCUGAUGCUCACCAGUUGAUUCCACCGGCAGCUCCAGAGUUAGGCACUAUUUUGAAGAUUCUGCGGCAAUCCAGGGUGAUCCGUGCGGAUAAUGCUCCGUUGGGUACACAAUUGAAACUGAUGCUGAAUCUGGAAAAUGGCGUGAGAGCAUUGUUCAAACCACAGUGGUACUCGAGAGACGCCGUGAUACGUGGACCAGUGUAUUACGGCAAGGACCGACACAAUGCCGAAAUAGUGGCCUUCCAUUUAUCGUCCUUGUUGGCGCUUCGAAGGGUACCCCUUACCGUUAUACGUAAACUUGAUCUGAAGGAGAUUCGUAACUGCGCGACACCAGCAUUGUACACGACUAUGUAUCAGGAGGGUAAUGACACGUGUCUAUAUGGCGUUUGUCAUUAUUGCUCUCCUGCAGACCCCGUUUGCGGUACAGGAGAUAUUUUGGAGGGCGCCCUUAUCUUCUGGCUUCCGCGAUACUUAAGACUGGUUAAACAUCGUCAUCCUUGGCAGCGAACCUACAAAAAGAAUAAAUUCGCCACGUGGGAAGUCGACGAGGCUUACUGUGAUAAAGUGAAAGACUCCAAGGCCUAUUCACCGCAGUCGUCGAGCAGACUUUUGGAUCUGAUUGACACAGCGAUCUUCGACUUCCUGAUGGACAAUGGUGAUCGUCAUCAUUAUGAGCUUGCACAAAACAAUUUCCACAACCCAGCAGUGUUAUUAAUCGAUAACGGAAAGAGCCUAGGCAAUCCCGAUGUGGAUCAUCUCGACAUUCUAGCACCUCUUUAUCAAUGUUGCAUGAUUCACAAAACCACGUGGGACAGAUUGCGAUUGUUCAGCGGCGGUUCUCUGAGCGUUGCAUUGAGCAAACUCGUUACAUACGAGACGGAAAUGUCGGAUGUUCCGCCGCUUAUUACUAAGGCGCAUCUAAGUGCCAUGGACAGAAGGUUGCUUACUGUCUACGCUGUAGUGGAGAAUUGCCUCAGUAGGAAAAAACAUCCUGACGGAGUGCCGUUUGUAAAUAUUAAUAGUUUCUUCGUUGGGAACGAUUUUUCAGGAGAUACGAUGAUUAUUGUUAUUAAAGUACAAUAUAUAAAUGAGUGCGAGGUAAAAUGAGACGGGUUCAAUCACAGAUUUGAAUGCGAUUUAUUUGAUGACACAAUUAAUUAUUAUUAUUUGAGUAGAGAGUUGGAGCGCGGCGCCGGAGUACAGCAUAUAGUAUAAAUGCAGUACAAACGUAAAAAACCUGUAAAUGCGACUGUAUAAUCUUGUAUGUAUAUUAUACGUUGACGUGUGCCCUCGUCGUUGUAACCACGUAGGGGCACCGAUCAUAUACAAUAUGUAUAGUUUUCGUGAUCCUCGCUUUAUAUCUCCCGCGAUCUAGUUUAAUCAUUAUUUCAAAUGUCAACUAUGCCUAUAUUUUCCACAUUUUUCUUUUACGCAGAAAUUUAAGCUCGUUUCAUUUUUAGAAAAUUACGCAUCUCUGAAAUAUAUAUAUUAGUUUCACGAUGAAAAUUUUAAAGUGAAAAUUGAACAGUAAAAUUGACCAUCGAUAUUAAUAAAGGUGAUGAUAUUGCAAUAGUGUAGUUUCUAAUAAAAUUUAUCAUAUGUGUAUAUUGUAAUAAAAAUGAAAAUUGAAUCAUUAUUACAAAAUCUAUAUGAAUAAUCGCAGGACAUCAUCAUUGGGACGAGUUGAGGUUUGAUUUUAAGUUUAGAAAAAUGCGAGGAAACGAUAUCGCAAGAGAUAUUGAGGAUCACAAAUUUUGGGACUUGAUAAAUUGAACUUGCGCGCUUUA